This is a messenger RNA of Colius striatus (speckled mousebird), 987 nucleotides long. RefSeq names its product mas-related G-protein coupled receptor member D-like. The transcript has 2 exons. The record is from RefSeq and is a predicted model, not a curated record. Gene Ontology annotation, molecular function: G protein-coupled receptor activity. Gene Ontology annotation, biological process: G protein-coupled receptor signaling pathway. Gene Ontology annotation, cellular component: membrane. The coding region runs from base 1 to 987 and encodes 328 amino acids. NCBI's taxonomy places the organism in Eukaryota, Metazoa, Chordata, Aves, Coliiformes, Coliidae.
AUGGAGGAGACCAACACCACAGACCUGUCCCUGAGCAACGUGACAUCUGGAUAUGGGGAUUGGUGGGAAAAUCUAGAAUAUAAAUGCUCAAGAUUGCCGUAUGGAUUGAUGGUCUUUGCCUGGGUCUGUAUAGGGAUUUGCCUCUGUGGGCUUGUGGGGAAUGGGAAAGUCAUGUGGUUCUUGGGCUUCCACAUGAAGCAGAACCCUUUCAGUGUCUACAUCCUGAACCUCGCUGUUGCUGACUUCUCUCUGCUCCUCCUGGUUUUUCUGCUCAUUUUGGCUUUUUUGAGCUCAACAGGAAUUUGUCCUUAUUGGCAUCACAUUAUUUAUUUCUACAUAGAUUUUAGAUCUGUAGCUGAGGUGCUGUGCCAUUUCUUUGACCUGAGCAGCCUGGGUCUCCUGACAGCAAUCAGCAUGGAGCAGUGCAUCUGCAUCCUCUUCCCUGUCUGGUAUCGCUGCCACCGCCCGACGCGCGUCUCAGCCGGUGUGAGUGGGGUGCUCUGGGCGCUCGCUGCUUGUUUCGUCUCCUCAAUGUAUCUCAGCACCAGCUUUGCUGAGAGCUACCAGAUGGUAUUUUCAGAUGUUGCCUUUGCAAUUGCCGUGGUUUUGUUAUCAGUGAUGUUGAUUUCCAGCCUGUUCCUGUUCUUCCGACUCUGCUGUGGCUCACAGAGACGGCAUCCGGGGAAACUCUAUGUUGCUGUCCUGCUCAACAUGAUCUGGCUUUUUGCCCUCAGUAUUCCUUUCAGUGUAGAGGUUUUCCUCAAUCUUUCAAGUUCCCAAGAGUUAUUUCCUGUGAGCUCAUCUCUUCUGCUGACGUUGCUGGACUGCUGCAUCAACCCAGUCAUUUACUUUCUGGCUGGGAGCUGCUGGCAGCGCUGGUUCCAGGGCUCCGUGGAUGGCACCUUCCAACAAGUGUUUGAAGAGGAAGAGGUGAGGGAGGAGGAGAGCUGUGCAUCUGAGGACACUGUGCUGGAGACCACUGUAUAA